Messenger RNA from Oncorhynchus masou masou (cherry salmon), 1559 nucleotides. Its product is annotated as sodium channel regulatory subunit beta-3-like. The record is from RefSeq and is a predicted model, not a curated record. NCBI's taxonomy places the organism in Eukaryota, Metazoa, Chordata, Actinopteri, Salmoniformes, Salmonidae. The transcript has 6 exons. Bases 360 to 1121 code for a protein of 253 amino acids. Gene Ontology annotation, cellular component: voltage-gated sodium channel complex. Gene Ontology annotation, molecular function: transmembrane transporter binding; sodium channel inhibitor activity. Gene Ontology annotation, biological process: sodium ion transport; regulation of sodium ion transmembrane transporter activity; regulation of heart rate by cardiac conduction.
GACUUGCCAAAACUAUAGUUUGUUUACAAGAAAUUUGUUGAUUGGUUGAAAAAUGAGUUUUAAUGACUCCAACCUAAGUGUAUGUAAACUUCCGACUUCAACUGUAUACAUAUAUUUCUAUAUAUAUUUUUGUAUUAUUAUUGUAUUUUCUCCCCUAUUUCAUGGUAUGCAAUUGGUAGUUACAGUCCUGUCACAUAUCUGCAACUCCUGUACGGACUCCAAAGAAGCAAAAGUCGAGAGCUGUGCGUCCACCAAAAUACGACCCCACCAUGUCGCACUGCUUAUUUGACGCAACGCUCGCUUAACCCGGAAGCCAGCCGCACCAAUGUGUCAGAGGAAACACUGUACACCUGGCGACCAUGUCAGCAUGCGUGCACGCAGUCCGCCACAGGAGUGAUGGGACAUGGACGUCCCGGGCGGCCAAAUCGUCCCGUAACCGAGUCGACACUGAACCAAUUGGGUGCCGCCUCAUGGCUCUCCCGGUCGUGACCUGCUCCGAUGGUCCGGGGUGUGAGGGUGUAUUAUGUGUGCAGGUGAGCAGGCCAGUAUGUGUGGAUGUGCCCUCAGAAACAGAGGCUGUUGUUGGGAACCCCAUGAAACUGACCUGCAUCUCAUGUAUGAAGAGGGAGGAGGUCAACGCAGAGACACGCGUGGACUGGUAUUACAUCCCACCUGACGAAGAACCCAUCCCUAUCUACCUGUUUGAUGGAAAACCCAGGGACCUGGAGGGGCCUUGGAGGGGUCGCCUGAUGUGGAAUGGAAGUAAAGACCUGCAGGAACUCUCCAUCAGUAUCCUCAACGUCACAAUGAACGACACGGGCACCUACAAGUGUGUGGUCUUCCGACAGUUUGAGUUUGACUGCUACUCUCCCUCGGUUACCAACAGCCUGAUAAUCAACCUGGUGGUCAGAGAGGAAGCCAGUGAGGACACCACUGCCCUGUACUCAGAGAUCAUGAUGUAUGUCCUGCUGGUCUUCCUUACCUGCUGGCUCCUGGUGGAGAUGGUAUACUGCUACAGGAAGAUCUCCAAGUCAGAGGAGCAGGCCCAGGACACCGCGACAAACUACCUAGCCAUUCCCUCAGAAAAUAAAGAGAACCUGGGUGUUCCAGUUACAGAAUAAAAGUGAUUGUCUCAACACCAGUACGGUACUGACCAAUGGUGUAUGAAGCAGUUCAUAGUCACCUGACGAUACAAACUGAACUCUUUGAAGGGAACAUUCAGUGAAGAUGUCGCAAUGCCUCUCAGCAACCAGGAAACCUGCCAAGUGGAGUCCACUUUGUCUUGGUCUUGUGGUGUGAGCUAGCCAAACACUUGAAUGCUCAAGUAUACUCUCCCUUCUUAUUUCACUCUGAACCACUAUGUGCCAGACAGCAGUGAUUUGAUGAUUUAUGAUUUUAUGAUAUUUGAAUGUCACCCACAGAAACAAAAUUAAACCUACUGUUGCAGAUGAUCAACCAAUGGCUUCAAAGCAAAUGACUUAUACUUUUAAAUGUGUGAAAUGUUGUUCAAACGGUACACUGCACAUCAUUGGGUGCACAUAAAAGCUUCUGGUACAUUA